UUUGGAGAUACAUAUGCAUAUAUCAUUGUUGUAGUCGGUUAACAAGUGCGGUUUUCCUCAUCUGUACAAAAUGUUAAUCAGCAUUAUUUUAAAGCCAUUUCUCAUUGUGUUAAAUUUUAUAUUUAUGCUUAUUGGUUUGGCUUUAGUCAUACUUGACACAAUAUUUAUGGUCAAUGUUAACAAAUACAAAGAGGUAGUACCUGAAGAACCGAUAUUUCAACACAUUCCCAUUGUAAUAAUUGUAGUUGGAUCAAUAACAUUAGCGGCUUCGUUAUUGGGAUGUUAUGGCGCACGCAAGUCUAAUGCCUUCGUUUUAUAUACGAAUGGUACAAUAUUGUUUGUGCUAGUUCUCGCGAAAAUUGGCCUUGUGGUGUAUAUCAUAGUUGUAUUUUCAAACAAUUUAAAUGAAAUAGAACAGACGUUUCACGAUAUUUUCGAAAUAUUGUACCAAAGCAAUAAUCCAAUUAUAAAAAUCCUUCUCCAAAGAAUAAAGAAAGAGUUCAAUUGUGGGCGAACCCAAUUCAUAUAUCCCUCGAAUGUUUUGUAUCCGUCAGAUGUUGUCAUUUUCGAACCUGCCUGCGAUGAAGUAUUUUUUUCAUGGUUGGUUAGAUCCAUUGCAAUAAAGAUUAUAAUUCUUUUCGUACUAAUAGGCCUUGAAUUUAUUGGUGCUGUCUUCUCAUUCUGUUUGGCACGCUAUACUUAACUGAAUAGAUAGGAUUUCAUUAUUACUGAAAUGGUUAUAUCUUUAAACUACAAAAUAGAUGUGGUUCAUAAUAUAAAACUAUAAUAAUAAAUAAUCAGAAUAUGUUUUGUUAAUUUUGUCCUUAAUAAAAUGAAUGGCAGAAUAUAGAUGUAGGUAAAAUAAAUAUUUACGCAUU
This is a messenger RNA of Aethina tumida (small hive beetle), 878 nucleotides long. Its product is annotated as 23 kDa integral membrane protein. Gene Ontology annotation, cellular component: membrane. The record is from RefSeq and is a predicted model, not a curated record. The transcript has 5 exons. The coding region runs from base 71 to 703 and encodes 210 amino acids. NCBI's taxonomy places the organism in Eukaryota, Metazoa, Arthropoda, Insecta, Coleoptera, Nitidulidae.